AAUUGUUUCCGCCAGACGAAUCUCCGUUACCAGUAACAUCGCGGGUAUGCUUUGUGAAGUUCCGUGAGGCAGAGUCCGUGGGGGUGUCUCAACAUCUGACCAACACAGUCUUUGUGGACCGCGCGCUGAUAGUUGUUCCGUUCGCUGAAGGUUGGUGUGCUACAUACCUUUGCGUGUUUGUUGUGAACCAUUCUUAUGUGACCCCAUACUGUUGGGAGAGUGAGGUCAUCCUGAAACUCCCAGUCUGGAAACAAUCCUCUGUCAUCUUGAUAUGAAGGCUUAGCUACCAUUUUUCAUUUGUCCCUUGUCUUUGGGGUUUGUUGGGGGUGCGUCACUCUCCCAAUACAGGUUCUGUCUACUUCCCAUCAGGUCCAGAUUUGUAAAAAAAAUAUCCUUUAGCUGGGUUCUUAUUAAAGGCCUUUGGCACACUAUAAGAACAUAGGCUAAAUAAAGCAAGAAUUAAGAAUGACCAAAACAAAUGGCGUCCCAUUGCCUUAACCUGUGCAUAGGAUCAGUUGCAUGGACUGCACGUUAACAUGGCACUGACAUGAACACACCUAGUAGAUGGGGUCAGUGCCUUGGUCACUGAUCGUCGUCUGUCUCAGCAUAACUCAAGUCUAUCAAAGGUCUGUUAUAGGGUCCCCGGACAGCGCAACGCGGGGCCAGAGGCUUCCCAGAAGACAGAUGAAGUAUUUGUGCUAAAAGCAUAACCAUGUCUUUGAAAUAAUUUAUUUUCUCUCUCCUCCCACACCAGACUUCUCGUCUAUUAAACUUCUCUCUGUUAUUUGUGUGUGUGUGAUUUUUGUAGUGGAGAAGGCAAAAGCAGAGCCCGCUCCUUGAUGGCUGAAAGUGGUCUUCUGCCUGCCAACAGGGGGAUUGUAGACAGUUACAAAAGGCCAGCAAGCAUUUCAAGCCCCCACCCCCCCUUUCUCUCUCUCCAUUUUUUAAUCUGUUCUCUCUCUGUGUUCUUUCUCUAAUUCUCUUCUUCAGAUGCAUCAUGCAUUUUAGAUGAAAAACAACAAUAAUUGCACUUCAGUUUAACGUCUGAGAAACAAUAUUUGCAGUCAAUCGAUCCUACUGCUUUAUAAUCUGAAGUUUAUGAUUCCAAAAUUGCAGUGCUUUUAUCCGCUGUCUUAGUUGUGAAUAGUCACAUGAAUUGGAAUUUAUAGUCAGAAGCACUGCAUCCUUUAAUGGUCACACUGUACAACUGUGCAGGUGACGAUACAAUUCCCAAAUAGUGGUCUUGUAUUCUCUUCGUCUCUCAUCCCAAAACAUUCAGAUUUUUUAAGAAAUAGUUUGCUUUUAUAUCAUCUCAAUUUGAAAGUGGUCUGAAGUUUUACAAUCUGAAGCACAGACUCACUUUGUGAUUGGACAGUCAGAUGAUGCUUUUGCACAGUUGUAUUGUCAGUGAUAUCAGAAAGGUAACUGAUGUGAAUGAGCCACUCCACAUGUAAUGCGUGACUGGUGCAGUGCCCUCUCUUUAACAGUGGUCUUUCUGUUUUUGUUGUUGUGUUUUACAGUUCUUUUUCCUGGCUCUGCCAGCCCUGUUUACCAGACCCCUGCAGAAAAUGCCACCCAACAGUUUUGUCUCCUGCAGCACAGUCUUCUCUCUCAUGUUGCCUGUUCUAUGUGUUUCUGUGUAUACUCUGUCCCUGUGUUACUCGGUUUAUUUUCAAGUCAUGCACACGGCACAAACACACACACACACACACACACACACACACACACACGUCCACACAGCACACAUACACACGUCCACACACAUGUAUAAUUUAGCAUCGAUCCCGUUAAGAAUAUUUUUAUGUUCUGGAUUCGUUUUCUCUUCCCUUCCCCCCUCUUCCCAGAAGCAAAGGCUAUUAUUUAGCUCAGUGGUAACGUUGACGGGCUUUUGUUGGCUGUGAAACCCGAGAGCUUCCAGUUUUCUGAGCUCUCCACUUUAGGCCCAGAUCCGAAGCCCCAUAGGUAGAAUAUGUGAGUGAAUAUGUAUUAGGUUUGUGUGAAGGGCUGGGCUAUUUUGAAUGAUCCCGUACUGUCAGGUAAGGAUGGUUUCCAGCAAAAGCCCAAAACUAGAAUUAUGAAUCGUAAAUGUCAAUUAAUUCUUAAUUCACAUGAUGCAUAAGAAUCAUUGUGUUGCUGGUAAGUCUCACCAAGACAUGAUGUACCAUGUUAAUGUUGACCUCCGAUAUCUCUUAAACUCUUUUUGUUUUGUGUAUCUCGAUUUUUCUUCUGUGUGCUCUUUUAGCGAAGCAGCCAACGUGAGUCGCUUGUUCAUAAAACACCUAUAUGAAAGUUGAGAGCACAUCCCCUGUGGAGAACCGACUGUGCUCGCUAACGUUUGGUUCAUGACUUAAAAAACGAGUUCAGGGGUUAUUCCUGAUGAGGCAAAAGCUUUGUCUCUGCUGGCGCCAGCAAAUGCAGUGGCGGGGAUUCUUCCAGGCGGUGGUCUUCUGCCCACCCCCAACCCCCUGGCAUCGGUGACGAUGGGAAAUCCUUUGGGUGGCCUGGGAGCACCCAACAUGGACCCAUCUCUGGGAGCCUUUGGACUGCCAGGAGCAAACAUGAAUCCUCAGUCUCUCACUGCUGAACAGCUGCUGAAGAUCAUGACUUCUGUCGAUCCAAAAAUGAACCCCAUGGCGGCUGGCAUGGGUCUGAACCCUGCAGCAAUGAAGGCAGACGCGGCCAGCAAAGAGAUCGAGGAGGCCAUGAAACGGGUGCGAGAGGCCCAGUCCCUGAUCUCCGCUGCCAUCGAACCUGGCAAUAAGAAGGAGAGCAAGCGGAGCAAGCACUCGCGCUCCAGGUCCAGGUCCAGGCGGAGGAGGUCCCGCUCCCGCUCCAGACACAGGCGCUCCAGGAGCAGGUCUAGACGGCGCUCGCGCUCCAGGAGCAGACGACGAUCCAAGAGUCCCCGCAGGAGGAAGUCUCACUCCAGAGAUAGAGGCAGACGAUCGCUGAGCAAGCCCAGGGACAAGAGGAAGGAUGACCGAGACAAGAAGCGCUCCAAAACACCCCCCAAGAGCUACAGCACCGCCAGGAGGUCACGCAGCACCAGCCGGAGAAGGAGGAGAAGCCGCAGCGCUAGCCGGAGUCCCAAGAGGAUUGUGUCAAGGUCUCCUUCGCCCAGAAGACACAAGAAGGAGAAGAAGAAGGAGCGCGAGCGCGAGAAGGAUCGAGGGCGCGACCGAGACAGGAAGUCCGAGAAGGACCGAAGCCGAGACAACAGGGAGCGCUCCACCAGCAAGAAGAAGAAGUCCAAAGACAAGGACCGGGACCGCGACAGGAAGUCAGACAGCGAGAAAGGAGACGUCAAGGUCACGCGUGACUACGACGAGGAGGAGCAGGGUUACGACAGCGAGAAGGAGCGCGAGGACAAGAAGGAAUCGAAGGAAUCGGACGACUCCGGCGCCUCACCUGUCCACGCCAAGGGCAACGGCGUGGGGGCAGCCAAGGAGGCCAAGCUGAACGGCGACGACCACCACGAGGAGGAGGACAUGGAAGUCAGCGACUGAGCCAGACAAACCAAUGUUAACUGUUAUCCCGAAAAAAACUCACUCCUAAUCAGUUCAGAGUACCAGGUUACACACCCAAGAUGCGAUGACUUAACAUGGCAUAUCACUCACAACAGAAAAAAAACAUUUUAACCCCUUUUUUUGACCAUUUUAGUUCAUGUGUAUAGCUGUUUUCCCUCCUCUGACAGACAUAAAGUCAAUCCAUUAGUUAUGGUGGAUCGGUCUGAAGACGGAAAGUAAUGUCAUUUUUUUCCCCAUUUUGUUAUGUUUCUUUGGAAAAGAGCAGGGCAGUUAAAAAUUGAAUGGUUGUAAUUUUUUAGUGGACCUGGGUCUGUGAUGUUGGUAACGGUGAGGCCCAUGUCACAAUUUUUUUUUUUUUUUUUAAAUGCGUUGACCUUAACUUGAUCAUUACGCUUUGAAUUAUUUGAAGUCAUGUAAGCUUGAUACAUUGUGUAUAGCCCUGUCCCUCAUGAAGGGACAUUCAUAAUCAGAACUCGUUCCCCCCCCCCCCUCACAUCCUUUCUUGUCAGCAGCUGUUUGUAUCCAGCAGUUUUUCUCCUCUGGUGAUCUUACAGAAGUAUAUAUUCAAAGUGUGCCGUCAUUCUUGUUAAUGGCAACGUGUCGUUUCCCCUCUGAGAAUCAAUGGCUAAUGUACAGUAUAGUCCUAUGAUGCUUAAGAUCCCAGUAGCCAAUAUUCAGUAGAGUUGGAUUGCUGAACGUUUAUUUGGGUUUGUGAUGUGUUUUAUUGUUGCCUCUUUUUAUACUAUAAAUAAACAGACGUGGUUGAAAAA
Molecule: messenger RNA, 4297 nt
Organism: Sardina pilchardus (European sardine)
Lineage: Eukaryota; Metazoa; Chordata; Actinopteri; Clupeiformes; Clupeidae
Product: serine/arginine-rich splicing factor 11-like
Exons: 12
Coding region: 2481-3506 (341 amino acids)
Cellular component (GO): nucleoplasm
Molecular function (GO): RNA binding
Source: RefSeq, a predicted model, not a curated record